GUAAAGUAUCGGGAGUUGGAACAUAACCUUCAAAGAAGCAAAGAAGAGUAUGAAAAACUACUUGAGGAAGCUCGUAUGCGAGAAGGUCAACUAAGAAACAAUAAUAGGUCACUCAAGGAAGAAGUGCGUAAACUUCAGAAAUCAUCAGAUCGUGGUGUACCAACAUCUCCUUUACAACCUCCAUCCCCUACAUCAUUAAAAAAUUCAGUGCCAACCAAUUCUCCUACAAUCCUUAGUACAGGAUUGGAUGAUGACGUUAAGAAAGCUCUGCUGCCAGUUUUAACAACAUUACUUAGGAUACCGCCUGAAGAAAAAAAAAGAUUGGAAUUAAAGUAUGGUAAAUGGUAA
This is a messenger RNA of Dentiscutata erythropus, 348 nucleotides long. NCBI's taxonomy places the organism in Eukaryota, Fungi, Glomeromycota, Glomeromycetes, Diversisporales, Gigasporaceae. The record is from the annotation of a GenBank genome assembly.